AUGGAUGAAAUAUCAGAUGACAGAGCCGAGAGAAACAGAAUAGACCGAUUAGUAGAGCAGAUCAUAGUUAUGGAAGAGGAAAUGCAUCAGAUAAGAGAGGAAAAUCGGGUUUUAAAGGAGAAUAUAAUUAAUUCAAACAAGGGCAUAUCAAAUGAAAUAAUCCAAACGCUUGGGCAGCAAAUAGCCUCCUUGCGGCAAGAAAUCCUGAGCGCAGCGCCUGUCCAGGGCGAAUGCUCAAAGUGUAAACAGGCAGUGAGCGCGCUGAAAACAACCACUGGCGAUUUUAAGAGGCUCAUAUACAAGCUAGAGGAAGAAAUAAGCCAAGUUCUGAGCAUCGCAUAUGCGCAAAACAGCUCUCUGCAGGAAAAGACCGAGCAGAUUGAACUCUACGCCCAGAUAAAUAACAAGCUGACCCUUAUAAAAGAGGAGUACAUGAGGCUAAAAAACCUGUGA
Nematocida ausubeli is the source of this 453-nucleotide messenger RNA. RefSeq lists its product as uncharacterized. The transcript has a single exon. The record is from RefSeq and is a predicted model, not a curated record. Bases 1 to 453 code for a protein of 150 amino acids. Lineage: Eukaryota; Fungi; Microsporidia.